This is a messenger RNA of Drosophila obscura, 809 nucleotides long. Its product is annotated as peritrophin-55. The record is from RefSeq and is a predicted model, not a curated record. Gene Ontology annotation, molecular function: chitin binding. Lineage: Eukaryota; Metazoa; Arthropoda; Insecta; Diptera; Drosophilidae.
GCAGCAGCAGCACCAGUACCAGAGCUCCCCACAUCAUUCACGGAUACCACACCCCAACCAAGCCAGCCCAGCCCCACAACAUGAAAGUAUUUGCCCUGACUCUGCUCUGCCUGGCUGCCGUGGCACAGGCCCAUGUCAGCUACAAGCUGCAGUGCGCCCGCGGCGAGAUCGGCAUCCGCUGGCCCAGCUACCACAGCAACUCCGAGUACUUUGUGUGCCAGGGCGUCUACGGCAGCCAGCUGACCAUCCACUGCCCGCCCGGCGAGGUAUUCACCUUUGUGCUGCAGCAGUGCGCCUCUCCCGCCCACUACAUCCCAGCGCCGCCAAUCGAUGUCCUGCCCACGGCAGCUCCCAUCACAAUGACCGUCGUGGAGGACGCACCGCCAGUGAUGGCUGCCGCUCCCAGCCUGUUCGAGCAGCAUGAGACUGCCGAGCACCACGAACACCACGAGCACCACGAGCACCAGCCCGAGGAGGAGGCUGUUGUGCUGCACCCGAUUCCCCCGACCCCAGCACCCGAGCCACCAGUUGUGGAGUCCGCCGCCAAGCCCGUGCCCAUGCCCCACAAGGUCAGUGGCGCCAAGAAACCCGUCGUACCAGUGCCCGCCAAGAAGCCCGUCGCUGCGGCCAAGAAGCCAGUGGCUCCCAUCCCAUCGAAGGCCGCCAAGAAGCCCACACCACCCAGCAAGGCACAGAAGAAGACAGCGACUGCCUAAGCGUCCGAACCAUCGUUACAGCAAGCGGAAAUCCAUUCACAACUCAAAAUAGCAAAUAGCAAUAAAAGAAAGUAAUUAAAUAUCCACCUGCAA